This is a messenger RNA of Megalopta genalis, 880 nucleotides long. It is a transcript of the gene Sf3b6, whose product is annotated as splicing factor 3B subunit 6. Gene Ontology annotation, molecular function: mRNA binding. NCBI's taxonomy places the organism in Eukaryota, Metazoa, Arthropoda, Insecta, Hymenoptera, Halictidae. Gene Ontology annotation, cellular component: cytoplasm; nucleus. The record is from RefSeq and is a predicted model, not a curated record.
CUGACGUAGAAGUAUUGCACCACUCAACUUUACACUUGUUUCGUGUAUAUUUGUGUUGAUUUGAUAAUCACGAAACUGAAGAAAACAAUAAUUCCAGACUUCUGGUUCCUUCAUUAAACGAGAAACAAAACACUAUUUUUCAAACAUGACUAUGGCUAUGUUGCAACGGAGGGCUAACGUAAGAUUACCUCCCGAAGUAAACAGAGUGUUGUAUAUAAGAAAUUUGCCAUACAAAAUUACGGCCGAAGAAAUGUAUGACAUCUUCGGAAAAUAUGGAGCUAUUCGACAAAUUAGAGUAGGUAAUACUGCUGAAACGAGGGGAACUGCUUUCGUUGUUUACGAGGAUAUAUUUGAUGCAAAGAAUGCAUGCGAUCACUUAAGUGGUUUUAAUGUUUGUAACCGGUACUUGGUAGUUUUAUACUACCAAAGCAAUAAGGCAUUUAAACGAGUCGAUGUAGACAAGAAGAUGGAAGAAAUAGACAAAUUAAAGACAAAAUACAACUUAAAUGAAGAAAAAAAAUAGUUAUGUAAUAUGUUCAGAGUCGAGCUAAUCAUAUGUGAAAUGUAUUUGGACAAUGAAGAAUUCUGAAAUUGGAGAUCCAGAUAAUCAAGGUUCUACUCGUAUUUGCAAUUCUGAGAGCUGUGUUUUUAGAGCUUUUCCAUAUAAUGAAAUAUAAUGAAUUUUCAUCCCUUUUUAGAAAACACAUAAGAAACAACUAAAAACAUUUCCUUCAUAAUAAAAUAUUGUGUACGAUUAAUACAAGUAUCACAACUGAUAGAAGCAUGGCUGUAAAUUGACGUUAUCGUAAAUUAUGCGUGUUCGUUGCGGCGCUAAGCUGAAAAUUGUUUUGAAAAGCAAUAAACAUAUAAAAAUACUGUC